Molecule: messenger RNA, 1047 nt
Organism: Rangifer tarandus platyrhynchus (Svalbard reindeer)
Lineage: Eukaryota; Metazoa; Chordata; Mammalia; Artiodactyla; Cervidae
Source: the annotation of a GenBank genome assembly
AUGCCCAGUUGGAGGCUGCUGGCUUGGGCCGGCGCCCGGGUGCUGGACCGCGGCACGGGUGGCCUGGGCACUGCCCUGGGCUCGAGAAACAGAACAGACAUCUGGGUUUUUGUUAGAAGUCUCCAUGGCAAGAGUGGUACUUGGUGGGAUGAGCAUCUUUCUGAAGAGAAUGUUUCCUUUGUUAAGCAAUUGGUCUCUGAUGAAAAUAAAGCCCAAUUAGCAAGUAAACUCUGUCCUCUGAAAGAUGAGCCAUGGCCUAUACAUCCUUGGGAACCAGGUUCCUCUAGAGUGGGCCUUAUUGCACUGAAGUUAGGCAUGAUGCCUUUAUGGACCAAAGAUGGUAAGAAGCAUGUGGUCACAUUACUUCAGGUACAAGACUGUCAUGUCCUAAAAUAUACUCCAAAGGAAAAUCAUAAUGGAAAAAUGGCAGCCCUGACUGUAGGAGGAAAAACUGUGUCACGUUUCCAUAAAUCUACAUCUAUAUUGGAAUUUUACCAGGAACUUGGAUUGCCACCAAAGCAGAAAGUUAAAAUGUUUAACGUAACAGAUAAUGCUGUUAUUAAGCCAGGCACUCCUCUUUAUGCUGCUCACUUUCGCCCAGGACAAUAUGUGGAUGUCACAGCCAAAACUAUUGGUAAAGGUUUUCAAGGUGUCAUGAAAAGAUGGGGAUUUAAAGGCCAGCCGGCUACUCAUGGUCAAACAAAAACCCACAGGAGGCCUGGAGCUAUUUCAACUGGUGAUGUUGCCAGAGUCUGGCCUGGAACUAAAAUGCCUGGACAGUUGGGGAAUGUGGAUAGGACAGCAUUUGGACUAAAAGUGUGGCGAAUAAACACAAAGCACAAUAUAAUCUAUGUCAAUGGUUCUGUACCUGGACACAAAAACUGCUUAGUAAAGAUCAAAGAUUCUAUACUGCCUGCAUAUAAGGAUUUCUGUAAAAAUCUACCGUUUCCAACAUAUUUCCCUGAUGAGGACGAAAAGGAGCUACCGGAAGAUUUGUAUGAUGAAGAAGUGUGUCAGCCUGGAGCACCUUCUAUUACGUUUGGUUGA